AUGUCUGCAGCUACCACCUCCACCGCUCCCGUUGAGCAGCCCAAAGCCCAGCUCUACUCCUUCCCAGGCUCAGUCUGGGCUUCAAGCCCCCGUCUAGCCCUGAUCGAAAAGGGCUACUCCCCCUCCGAUGUAGAGAUCCGCACCGUCGACCUCCUCAAGGGUGAGAACUUUGCUCCCUCCUAUCUACGUCUCAACUCCAAGGCAACCCUCCCCACCCUGGUAGUCCCGCUGGCAUCGACCAUCUCGGGCGAGGUGGACACAAAGUACCGCGCUAUCACCACAUCGGAUGAGGUGCUCCGCUUCCUCGACCAGUCUCGCAGUGCGCAGAGUCUCGAAGCAAAGGGCGAAGCAGGCGGAAAGUCCAACCCGGCACCUAUGCUCUCUCCGGCGACCAUAGAUGACAAGGCUGCCGGCGAUGCACUUGUGGCUCUCGUUGCAGGACCUUCAGCAGACCCCAACUUUCUACUGCUGGCUGCACGCACCAGUGCCGAGCUGGCCAAGCAGCAGCAGGGCUUCCAAGCCACUUUCUGCAAGAACCGCUACGAGGCAAUCCAGAAGUACCGGAGUGAAAUCUCCACGACGAUUACUUCGACGGAGAAUCCAAGGACACAGCAGCAGAGUGCUGCUCUGAUCAAAUGGUACGAUGACAAGCUCGCAGAAAUCUCUCUACUCACCGAAGUGUACGUCAAUGAUGAUGCUACUGCCAAGACGAAGCUCAUCGAGGCUGGUGUGGCGACUUGGAAGGGUGUAGGGGCCGCCUUGACCCAGAUUGAGGCAGGACUCAAGGGCCCCUUCCUCCUUGGUGGACAGGUCUCUCUGGCCGAUCUGCAGGUGGGCGUUUGGCUAGCUAGAGUACUCUCGGUGGCUCAGGGGCUCUACCCUGGUGAGAGCGAUGCUGUCUCUGCUCUGUCACAGGCCCUGAGCUGGGAAGGACUGGGAGAGGGAGCCACUACUGUGGGACCAAAGAUUGGAGCGUAUUGGAAGCUACUCAUGGAGAGGCCAUCGUUCCAGGAGGUAUACAAGGAUGGGCUGCAUUGA
Molecule: messenger RNA, 1038 nt
Organism: Microstroma glucosiphilum
Lineage: Eukaryota; Fungi; Basidiomycota; Exobasidiomycetes; Microstromatales; Microstromataceae
Exons: 2
Coding region: 1-1038 (345 amino acids)
Source: RefSeq, a predicted model, not a curated record